This is a messenger RNA of Equus quagga, 2001 nucleotides long. RefSeq names its product single-pass membrane protein with coiled-coil domains 3 (gene SMCO3). The transcript is spliced from 2 exons. The coding region runs from base 159 to 836 and encodes 225 amino acids. NCBI's taxonomy places the organism in Eukaryota, Metazoa, Chordata, Mammalia, Perissodactyla, Equidae. The record is from RefSeq and is a predicted model, not a curated record.
GGCAGAGGGACCCAGCAGAGACUAGCAAAGCCUGUAAGUCAUCACAUUCCAUCAGAAACAUCCAGAUGAAACCAGACGAAAAAGCACUUCAACAAUAUUCCUAAACAGCUGCUGGGACUGCUGAACUCAGAAACACAGCAAGAGAUCAUAUCUGAAUUAUGGCUCAGAGUGACUUCCUCUAUCCAGAUAACCCAAGGAGGCGGCAAGAAGUAAACCGUCUUCACCAGCAGCUCCUUGACUGCUUAUCGGACAGCUUCCACGCCACCAAUAAACUGACGGAGGUCUUAAAUACACACUUGGGUUGCAGUCUGGCCUCCAUUGAGAUGAAAAGAGAUGGGACCAUCAAAGAAAACUGUGAUAUCAUCAUCCAAGCCAUGAUGAAAAUCCAAAAGGAGUUGCAAAAGGUCGAUGAAGCACUAAAAGAGAAACUAGAGCCAACUCUCUACAGAAAACUUCAGGAUAUUAAGGAACGGGAAACAGAGAAAAUUGCAAUAGUACAAAAGGUUAUUUCAGUCAUCCUGGGAGAAGCUACUUCUGCAGCCAGUGCAGUGGCUGUAAAACUCGUGGGCUCAAAUGUCACAACUGGCAUAAUUAACAAGUUGGUCACUGUAUUAGCUCAAAUUGGUGCUUCUCUCCUUGGCAGUAUAGGAGUUGCUGUUCUUGGCCUUGGCAUAGAUAUGAUCAUCCGUGCCAUCCUGGGAGCAGUGGAGAAAACGCAGCUGCAAGCAGCCAUCAAAAGUUACGAGAAGCACCUGGUGGAAUUCAAGUCAGCCUCAGAAAAAUAUCAUCAAGCCAUUACUGAGGUCACCAACACAGUGAAACAUCAAAUGAAAUAAACAGCCACUUUAUGUGCCACUGGAAUAUUUUUCUUCUUCUCUCUCAAUAAUAGUUUUGCUUCUUUGAUUAGGUUCAUUUUCCUUAAGUUUCCAACAUAGGCAUAAAUACAGUAAACAACUGGGAAAUAGAAAUUAGAGAUGCUAAAACUAGACGACUCCAGUUUCCCAUUAACAAUGAAUGCCUGGAUCAGUGUGUGCUGGACCCUGUGGCGUAAAAGAUUCCAUGUCGGGACGUCUUCUCACUCUGCUCUACCAGAUGAAAAUUAGCGUAAAUGCUAUUGUAGAGCAGCAGGUGUAGGGGGUACCUUUUCCUUUUCUAAUUCCCAGUCAAAAUUCUUAAAAUUUACAUUGAAUGCAGAGACUUUCAUUUCUACCACCAGGUUUGGACAUCAUUUUGUUGAAAGGGGACAUACUUAGUAAAUUCUUCCUGGACACAAAUCCUGGGUCUUCAGAUGGAACAGAAUUACUACUGUAAUUUUUACUAUCAGUUUAAAUCAAAUUUUCUGUAAACUGGAAGAGACUGAAAUAAGGUUUGUAACAAUUUACUUCAAUGAUGAAAGGAGGCAAUGGUUCUGUAAACCACUAUUACACACCAUAAUCUGAAUGGAUUUGUAAAAGAUAAAAAUUAAAACUAGGUUCUGUUUCUACAGUUGCAAUCAACCCUGACUAACCGUGGUGUGAUUAAAUAUCCCUUAAGUGAAAGUUUGAACACUCUGGAACAUUUGAAAAACCAACAAGCAAAUCCUAGCUAUAAAUGCAUAAAAUGCAUUUAGGAUGCGGGAGAGGAAGUAGCUAGUCUUUUAAGAAUUUGUCAUUUAGAGGUGGGUCAAAAUUGAUCACCUUAUGGGUUUUCAGAAAAAAGAAAUUUCAUUUUCAAUACUAGCAGAAAGGAGGAAGUUGCCCCUGCUAUACAAAGCUUUAGGUGGCCCAUUUCACUAAUUGUCUAAUUUGAGAAAAAUUCAGAGGCUAUGGAGGCCUAAUGGUUCAGCUAAACUUCUGAAGAUGCAAAUGUCUGUUUUCUAAAUCCUUCACCCACUUUUAACUCCCCACUGACACUCAGGUUCUACUCACAAAAUUUUUAAUGAGCUGUUGAUGUAAGAAUGUGUGUGUUAUAGUUGAUUCUCGCAUCCAAGUUCAAGAAAUGUCUUGAAAUUUUAAAGGCUCA